Molecule: messenger RNA, 2923 nt
Organism: Acipenser ruthenus (sterlet)
Lineage: Eukaryota; Metazoa; Chordata; Actinopteri; Acipenseriformes; Acipenseridae
Gene: nsun2
Product: NOP2/Sun RNA methyltransferase 2
Exons: 19
Coding region: 295-2496 (733 amino acids)
Biological process (GO): tRNA methylation
Cellular component (GO): nucleus; cytoplasm
Molecular function (GO): tRNA (cytidine-N5)-methyltransferase activity; tRNA binding
Source: RefSeq, a predicted model, not a curated record
UAUUUUGCUGUCUUUCUAUAUGCCUGAAGGACACACUGCGAAGACAAAGAGCAUUAUCAGCAUUACUGUAUGCUUCUAAAUUCUGAUCGGGCAUUACACAAGUUACUCUAGGGCCUUUCCCUAGCUGGCGUGCAACACACAACCUCACACACGAGUUUGUCUUCUGCAGCGUUGUAGUUGGACUGUUGGUUACUUUGCAGGCAGUGUUCUGCAGGGUAGUACAGUGCAUUAUACAUUUUCCUCUUGCAAAAUAUUUGUAACAGGUUUAUCUCCAGAGUCGUCUGCGUCUCAAAAAUGGGCAAAAAGAAUAAAAACAGAAAGAAAAAACAACAAGACAGGAACGGUGAACCCGGAGGAAGGAGUAAUGCUGGCUGGGGAGCUGGAUAUGCUGAUAUCAAGGAAAACAAACUUUUUGAACAGUAUUAUCAAAAGCUGAAAAUUGUUCCAGAGGGAGAAUGGGAGCAGUUUAUGGAGGCAGUGAGGGAACCUCUGCCUGCCACGAUUAGGAUUACAGGUUAUAAAAGCCAUGCGAAACAGAUUCUUCAUUACCUAAAGGAAAAGUAUUUCAAGGAAAUACAAGAUCUAGAGGUGGAUGGCCAAAAGAUAGAGGCUCCACAGCCACUAAGCUGGUACCCAGAUGAGCUGGCGUGGCACACCAACAUGAGCGGGACAAUUCUGCGGAAGUCACCCCUGCUAGAAAAGUUUCACCACUUUCUAGUUAGUGAAACUGAAUCUGGCAACAUAAGCCGACAAGAAGCUGUCAAUAUGAUUCCUCCUCUGCUGCUUAAAAUCGCGCCUCAUCAUAAGAUUCUAGACAUGUGUGCAGCUCCUGGCUCCAAGAUGGCACAAUUGAUUGAAAUGCUACACUCUAACAUGGAUGGUCCCAUUCCAGAGGGUUUUGUUAUUGCCAACGAUGUGGACAACAAGCGUUGCUACCUACUGGUUCACCAGGCAAAGAGAUUAAACAGUCCUUGUAUUGUGGUUGUAAACCACGAUGCUACCAACAUCCCAAGGCUUCAGAUAGACUGUGAUGGCAAAAAGGAUAUUCUUUUCUAUGACAGGAUUUUGUGUGACGUGCCUUGCAGUCGUGAUGGGACUAUGAGAAAGAACAUUGACGUGUGGAAAAAAUGGACAACAAGCAACAGUCUUCAUUUACAUGGGCUGCAGAUGAGAAUUGCAGUCCAUGGGGUUGAGCAGCUGGCAGUAGGUGGAAGGAUGGUCUAUUCUACAUGCUCUCUGAACCCUAUUGAGGAUGAGGCUGUUAUUGCAUCACUGCUGGAGAAAAGUGAAGGUGCCUUGGAACUUGCUGAUGUUGCCAAUGAGGUGCCUAGAUUGAAGUGGGUGCCUGGGGUUACAUCCUGGAAGCUCAUGACUAAAACUGGUCAAUGGUAUACAAAUUGGUCAGAAGUACCACAGAAUAGACACACACAGAUCCGUCCUACAAUGUUCCCUCCAACUGAUCCAGAAAAGCUCAAAGAAAUGAAGCUGGAGAGAUGCAUGCGGAUACUUCCUCAUCACCAGAACACGGGAGGUUUCUUUGUGGCUGUGCUUGUUAAGAAAGCCCCAAUGCCUUGGAAUAGAUGUCAUCCAAAGCUUGGGAAUAAAGGGACCGAGCCAGCAGCUGAAGCUGAAAAGACCCCUGCUGAAACUGCUGAUGAGGCAGGAGAAGCUGCGAUGGAGGACAAACCAAAGGACCUUGAGGCCUCUAGGGAGAGCACUGUCAAGCAAGAUGGAGUGUGUGGCCCUCCUCCGUCAAAGAAGAUGAAGCUGUUUGGCUUCAAAAAAAAUCCCUUUGUGUUCCUGUCUGAGGAUGAUCCUGUGUUCCCUCCAAUCCAGAAGUUUUACAACCUCGCACCCAACUUUCCCAAGCUGAAUGUGCUAACUAGAACUCACGACGGGAAGAAACUAAACCUGUACAUCGUGUCCAAGGAGCUCCGAAACGUGCUGCUGAAUAACAGCGAGCGCAUGAAGGUUAUUAACACAGGUGUUAAAGUUUGGUCCCGUAAUAAUGAUGGGGAACAGUCUGGAUGUGCCUACAGGCUUGCACAGGAGGGCAUUUAUUCUCUUUACCCAUAUAUUAAUGCCAGGAUCAUUACUGUAAGUGUAGAAGAUAUCAAGGUGCUUCUGACGCAAGAGAACCCCUUCCUCAGCAAACUGGGAGCACAGUCACACGCGCAGGCUAAGCAGUUGGAUAUAGGAAGCAUUGUAAUGAGAUAUGAGCCUGACCCAGAGAAUCAAGAUGCCCCACAGUGUCCCAUUGAGCUGUGCGGAUGGAGGGGAAAGAUUUCCAUCCGAGCCUUUGUUCCGAGAAAUGACCGCUUUCACUACCUCAGAAUGCUGGGGGUCGAGGUCUUCCAGGAGAAGAGACGGUAUGACCAUUUCGAAGCCAAGGCUGAGGGGCAGGAGGGAGGUUGUGCCCCAGAUUCCAUGUCCAUGGAAACGGACUUGAAAACCGAGAGCACUGAUAAGAGCCCCUAUUCUGCUGAAACUAAAUAGGGAAAAUAAAUAAUUUGCAGUGCCAUUUUAUAUUCUGUACACUGGUGUCAUCAAGGUGCAGUUGCAAGACAGUAAAAAAGCAGAGAAAGGAAAAGCUAUUUUUGUUAAUAUCUGUGUGGUUUUGUACUGUAUUGUUCGCAUACUUCCAAUCUUAUGUUUUGAACAAAGGAGUUAGCCCGAAGAAUUUGACGAUCUGCCUUCAUAGCAUACAAAAAGCAGAAGUCCAGGCACCUUCAAUUCAGAGAAUAAUUUUAGACCAAAAGUGACAACUUGAGUGGUCAUAAUGACUCUUGAUGUUUGUUUUAUUAUAAAUUGUUUAUUUCAAUUUUAUUUCUCCACAUGCAACAACUUCUAAAGGCAAAUUGAAAGCUUAAUAAAAUUAUAUCAGUAACUUGCAGUUUGACAAAUAAAGUACAGGAUGAGUUUA